GAAGAAAUAAAAAACAUUUGGAAUCAAACUUCAUCUGAAUCAGUUCGAAAGCUUGAUAAGAAUAUUGUAUCAAAGUCAGCUAAUGAACAGAGUCAGACAUGCUUAAGAGAGCUUGAAGAAGACAAUCAGAAAUUAUUAGAAAUAUGUGAGAAAUAUGAAGUUAGAAAUUUUAUUGAAAAUUGUGAUAUUAGACUUUCUAACAAAGCCACUGAUUUACAAACUUCUUUGGAUAGUCCUGAUCAGGCAAAUAAUGAUGUUGCUAAACAAACAAAUAUUAAAAGCCAGAAAAAAACAUUUCGACUUUUUAACAUUGAUUCUACACCAUUAUAUGAUGUAAUUCCAGGAAGUUUUGCACAGAAAAAAAUAUGUCCAAAUACAGGUCUGAUUAAAAACAAAAAUAACAGUAAUAUAAAAACAGAUAUCAUACCUAAUAAAGAGAAUAACUUUGAUGAAGAUAUUUCUGCAUUGCGAAUUAGUGAAUACAAGAAUGUGAUCCAAUUAAAUAAAAGUCCAGUGAAUAAACUUGCUGAGGAGAAGAUGGAUUGCUUGGGAACUGACUGUGACGUGGUUGAAUUAUCAAAAAAAGAAUUGCAUGAAUCCAAAAAUGUGAGUGAAUUAAAGGAAAAUAUUCAAGCCACUGCAAGAGAUUCACAAGCUAAAAAUUCUGUAGAACAACAUGAAAAUCAAGCUCAAACUGAAGAUCACAUUUCUGAUAUGUACGAG
Messenger RNA from Stegodyphus dumicola, 723 nucleotides. RefSeq lists its product as uncharacterized. Gene Ontology annotation, cellular component: condensed chromosome, centromeric region; lateral element. Lineage: Eukaryota; Metazoa; Arthropoda; Arachnida; Araneae; Eresidae. Gene Ontology annotation, biological process: female meiotic nuclear division; male meiotic nuclear division; mitotic G1 phase. The record is from RefSeq and is a predicted model, not a curated record.